AUGGUUUCGUCGAAGUCCCUUGCCCUCGCGGCUCUAUCCAGCUUGGCUGUCGCUACACCACACGGGCAUAAGCACCAGCAUGUCCCCAAACACAUUCCCCACGGCACCGGCCCUCGUGGCCCACGUGGAAGUGGUCGUCCACAUGGCUUUCCGAUGGGCAAUGGCACUUGGCACGAUGCACCGUUCCCGACUGGCACAGGAGCUGGCUCUCCUCCAGUCCUCAGCAUUACGGUGAAUCCUCUGCCGGAGCAGCCAACUGGCGGCGCUGCAGCCCCUGUUGGUGGUGCUUCUCCUCCCGAUGUCAACAACAACGUCCCAGCACUUCCCACCGAGACUCCUGUCGCUGAUGCCACCAGGCCAGUAGAUGGUGGCUCCGGUGUUGCUCCCGCCGGUGGUGAUGCUCCUGUUGCAGGUGGUGCUCCUGGCGGUGGAUCUCCCCCAGCAGGCGGCGCUGGUCAGUGCACCCCAACCACAGUCACUGUAACCGUCGACGAAGUUGUCACAGUCAGCUCUGCCUCUGGCGGUGCACCAUCCUCACCUGCAGGUGGAGACGCUCCUCCCGUAGAUGGCGAAGCACCUGCUUCUCCCUCCUCCGAUGCGCCUGCUUCCCUCACUAACAUCCAACAACCCUCCGGCGGUGAAUUCUACGGCCGCCCCACUGGCGGCUACGGAGGUCAACACGGCGGCCAGUCAGAUGGCUACAGCUACGCCCCUGCUCUGCCCACCACUUUCGCAACGGCAACUACGCCUGCUGCCGGCAAUGGCGGAGGCUAUGGUGCUGCCCCCUCGGCAACCACCAGCGGCGCCGUAUCAGUCCCAACAGGCGGCUCAGGCGGCAUCGGCUCCGGCAACAGCGGAGGGUCCAGCGGCGGCAAGCGUGGCCUCUCCUUCAACGACGCCAACAUCCUCACCCCCUUUGAUGGCACUGGCAUGACUUGGGCCUACAACUGGGCGUCGACCGAGAAUGGUGCUCUCCCCGCCGGCGUCGAGUUCUUCCCUAUGUGCUGGGGCCGCGACAGCAUCGCAUCUUUCGCCAAAGAUGCCGCAGGAGCAAAGCACGUUCUCUCCUUCAACGAGCCCGACCUCGCCGAACAAGCCGGUAUGACCGUCCAAGAAGCUGUUGACGGCCACAUCAAGGCUGUCAACCCACUCGCCGCCCAGGGCGCCGUCAUCGGCUCUCCUGCAGUCACCAACGGCGGCUCCCCAAUGGGUCUCGCCUUCCUCCAGAACUGGUUCACCGCUUGUGCCGGGCAGUGCAAGGUCGAUGCAGUCGUCAUUCACUGGUACGACAAUGCCAACAACCUUGCAUACUUCAAGUCUCACGUCAACGACGCUAUUCAGCUCGCUAAGGCGAAUGGUGUGUCCAAGGUGUGGAUCACUGAGUUUGGUGUUACUGGUGGUGACGCGGCGACGUUCAUAUCUGAGGCGACCGCGUUCCUCGACGCAACGCCUGAGGUUGAGUUUUAUGCCUACUUCAUGGCUGCGCAGGGUGUGCUGUUGAACGGGAGUGGAUUGAGUGCGGCUGGGAAGGCUUAUGUUGGCCAAUAA
Messenger RNA from Cyphellophora attinorum, 1548 nucleotides. RefSeq names its product Alkali-sensitive linkage protein 1. Gene Ontology annotation, biological process: fungal-type cell wall polysaccharide metabolic process. The record is from RefSeq and is a predicted model, not a curated record. The transcript has a single exon. Bases 1 to 1548 code for a protein of 515 amino acids. Gene Ontology annotation, cellular component: fungal-type cell wall. NCBI's taxonomy places the organism in Eukaryota, Fungi, Ascomycota, Eurotiomycetes, Chaetothyriales, Cyphellophoraceae.